Molecule: messenger RNA, 8234 nt
Organism: Drosophila obscura
Lineage: Eukaryota; Metazoa; Arthropoda; Insecta; Diptera; Drosophilidae
Product: mucin-2
Exons: 5
Coding region: 1016-7624 (2202 amino acids)
Molecular function (GO): serine-type endopeptidase inhibitor activity
Source: RefSeq, a predicted model, not a curated record
GCUUACAGCGUUUGGUGCGUUUUAACGGAAGAACCAGUGCCUAGCCUAACGAACCAAUCCAUUAACCAGAGCCCAUCAACCACGAACCACGAACACACAAACGAACAAACAAAAAACCAAUCCACAGCCAAGCUGAAUUAAACUAAAGGAUAUAAUCCAUGCGCAUGCGAUGCGAUUAUACAUAAAGCUCGUCUACAGACAUCAAAAGUUGUGCGUGCAAUGAGCCGUGAUUCGAAUGUGGCACGAUUUUAAUUAAAUCGCCAGUUAUUAAAAGAGUUGAAACAAAACAGUUGAAUUGCAUUCCAUUGAACGGGAAACCCGCAACAGGGACACACACACCCAUACGCACACCCACCGACGAGCAAACAGCGCGUUGCACGUUGCACGGUGCACGGUGCAAACUUGCAUCCACAUCCACAUCCAUAUUCAUAUUCAGUGCGCGCGAAAUUCUUUCCGUUGUUCCUGUUUCAGUGGCUGUCCUUGUCGUAUUGUUUAUGGAUUUGUCUGCUUUUGCCAUUCAUGAAUUCCUUCUACUCCAACACGUAGCAGCGGCAUCAACAGGUAACCCACUUGUGGAGAUGAAUGCGCGGCUAGCGGUCUAGAUUUAUUUGCUUUCGCUUGAUGUUCACGCAACAGACGCGUCUCGACUUGCCGCAUUAAACGGCAACGCAACCCGACAGCAGGACCUUUUCUGCUCUCUGGCCCGCAAAGGGAGAGCUAAACAAUUUUUAGAUAAGUCCGAAGUCCGAAGCUGAAAUAAAAAUAAACACCCUGAACAGAGAGUCAAGCGGGGAGCACAGGCGAAGGAUCAGCAGAAGGACGACAAUGCGUUCUCCGCGCAUUCUACCGCUGCUUUGGCUCUGGGCCUGUGCCUGGACCUGCCUGAGGCCGGCCACAGCCUAUCCAAACACACAGCAGCAGCAGCAGCAGCAGAAACAACAGCAACACCACCAGAAGCAUCAACAGCCGCUGGUCACCUAUUCGACCACCUCGACAACCUCAUCCAGCCAAAGGAAUGGUAGUGGCGGUGGCAGAGGAGGUGGCGGUGGCGGUGGCGGUGCGGUCUGGACCACUCCUCCAACCCGCCUUUGUAUAUGACGCGGCCAUGCCCCAGCAGUACGAAAAAGUGGUGACAUCCUCGACAUCCUAUUCGCAGCCGGAGACAGAGGCAUCGCCAUCAAAGAAAGUCAUCGGUUCCAGUGUGGCCCCAUCUGUUGGUGCAGUGGUGCUGGACGGCAACGAGCCGCAAUUCACUGACGCCGUGGGCCACAAGGUGCCAAAGCCGCAGCCCUCGCUGCAGGUGGCCAGUCCCAUAGAUCUUCUCAAUCCGGACCGCUAUGAGUUCUACACGUUCGACGAGCACGGCGAGCUGGUGAAGCGUCUGAUGACCAUGCAGGAAAUCCAGAGCAUUGUGGCCAACGGCGAUGGGGAGGGUCCAUCCAUCAUACACACGGCUCCGCCGCUGAGCGAGCCCCAUCCGGAGAAGAAUGUCCAGGACAUUGUGGACAGCGUGCAGAGUGUGCUGAACAAGGAGGUGGCCUCCAGCUCCGGCAAGAACAGUUCCAGCGAGAUGCUGCUGCCCCUGCUGGACACCCCCGAUGUGUCCUCCUCCUGGUCGCUUAUCCUGCCGGCCAUUUUCGGGAACACGGGCGGCGACCUCUUCCUGCAGCAGAAGCCGCAGCAGAUUGUGAUGACGCCCGAGUCAGAGCUGGUGGAGGCCUCCACCCAGGCGGCGGUGCCAUUGCCAUCCACCACGCGGGUCACCAAGAAGCCGAAGCCCGCCAAGCGGAAGCCGGGCAACAAGCGCAAGCCCCCCAGCCCCACCACAAGCACCACCGCAGUGACGCCGCAGGUGGUGCAGGAGGAGCUUGACCCCAUGGAGUCGGUGUACACGGGCAUGCAGCAGUACCAGCACGUGGCCGCCAACAUGCAGGACUUCGAUCUGCUGCACAUGCAGCCCAUCUACCAGAAGCAGCCCAGCACCACGGCCCAGCCGGAGACAACCACCCGCCGCGUGUUCUACAACAAUCAGGAGAUCAUCCACACGCCCACCUCCUCGAGCAGCGCGCCCUCAAGCACCGAGAAGAUAGUCGUCAACCACACGCUGGCCAAGAAACCACCAAACGUCCAGAGGAAGCCAUCGCAGCCACAUCGGGUGAAGAAGCCCGGCUCCAAUGCAGCGGCAGCAGAGGGAGGAAGUAGCACCAGCACCAGCACCUCUCCCCAGCCAAGCGGCGGCAAGCAAAAGGUGAAGAAGAAGACAACAACAACGACAACACCAGCACCAACAGCUGCACCUGCAUCCUCAACCGAGGCAGCGACUCCCGAGCCAGAAGUAAGCGCAGCAACGACCACAGUCCGGGCACCUGCCUCAACCACGCCCAAGCAGAAGAAGAAGCGCAAGCCCACACGUACGCCGGGCACGGGAACCACCGGCAGCAGUGGCAGCACUGGCAGCACCGCCGGAAGCAGCAGCAGCAAGCCAUCAAAGCCCAAACGAAAGCCAACCACAAGGCCCAAGCCAGCGCAGAUAGAGAUACAGGCGGGAGAAAUAACUUCACCACAGCAGGUGGUGACCCAGAAACCGACAAGGCCUCAGCGACCGAAAAAGAAGCCCAAACCUACACCAACAACGACAACAACAACGACAACCACUCCAGCUCCAGUGGCAGAAACAACAGUCACAUCAGCCGCAGAGGCAGAAAUCACGCCAUCGGAGCCAGCACCCACACAGCCACCAGCAGAGAUCUCAACCAGCACAAUGGCCAGCACUCCAGAGCCAGCGACAGAGCCAGCAACAGAGCCGUCGACGUCUACAACAACAACGACAGCAGCAGCAACGACAGCAGCAACAACAACAGCAGCAACAACAACAGCAGCUACAACGACAACGACAAACAAGCCGCCAGUGGUGCACAACCAGAAGCCGCAUGGAAAGCCCGGCAGCUCCACCAAGAGGCCACCAAAUCUUCACCACAAUCGCAUACACAGCAAGCCGGUGCAUACGACUUUGGCCACAACGACGGAGGCAACUAAGGCCGCCAGUUAUGGACUGGUCAAUGUAAUUGCAGCUCAGACCACAACCCACCACCCACCGGUGUAUCCCAUGCCCAGCUACGACGCAGAUGCAGCCCAAAACCUGUCCACUCUAUUCGCGGAUGUCUCGGAUCAUUCGCCGCUGAAGAAGACGCCGCUGCCCACGUUGGCGCAGCUGCAGCAGCAGAUGCACCAAAGCUCGCCCUCACCAGCACCACAAUUGUCGCCAGAUCAGAUGCUCUCGAUGGAUCAGAUUGUGCAGUCGCUGACACAAGACCUCUCCGCCGCCGCUGACAAGUCGGAUGGGGAUCUGGAUGGAGCGGGCAGCGUGCCAGCUCUGGUCCCAGUCAAAUACGAGAGUGCCGAGACCCAAGACCAGAUGGAGACGUUGGCCAACAAGAAGAAGGUAACAGUGACAAGCAGUACAACAACGACAACAACAACGACAACAACAACCACAACAACGACUCCCAGAACGACAACUACUGUGGGUACCACAAGAAAGCCACUCAUCGCUCACUAUGGAGGCAGCACCUUGGCCACCAUGCUCUCGGGAGAGGAGGAUACCAGCGAGGUUAAGCAGCCCACAGACACUGACUCCACAGAGUCUACAGUGGGAGACAAGGAGACGACCCUGAGCAGCCUGGAGGAGCAGCCGGAAGAGGAGACUCCUGUGGUGCUGAUCACGGCCAGACCGCAGUACUUCACUGUGACCCCGCAGCCAGUGCCCCUGAAGCCGUUUGUGCAGACAGAAAAGGCCACGGAGGAGCAGGAGGAGCCAGAGACCACAGAGCUGCCUGGAGAGACGCAGUUCCUGGUCACCACGCCCAUGGCAAGUCUGGACGAGAUCGAAGCCACCACCGACAAGCCCGCAGACGAGUCCCAGUCCGAGUCCGAUCAUGUGGUGAAGUUUGAGCCGCUCUUUGCGGAUGUGCCGGAGGCAAUUGUCACCGAGCUGAACGAGCCAAGCGAGCCAAGCUCCACAAAUGGCUAUAGCCAGCAGGCAGAAGAGGAGCAGGAGGUGCCCACCACAGAGCAGGCACUACGUCUGCCCGUCUCGGAAAGCAGCACGGUCGCCGACACCGAUGCGGACAGCACCGAGGUAACGCCCAUGAUAGCCGACCUGGUGCAGCAACUCAAUCUGGAGAUGCUGAUGCCAACGGACCAAAUAUCCAUGGCCAACUUCCAGACACAGGCGGCCACGGUGGCCUCCACCCUGGUAGAUGGCAGCAACACGCUCGUCUCUGAUGUGUUUAUGAACUCCAAUGAGACCAAGGACGAGCUCGAUUUCCUCAUGUCCGACGUCAUACAGCAGAUAACCCAAGGGGAUCAGUACAAGCCGCCAGCCAAGGUCCAGCCCGAGGAUGACUCCCAUCGGCAGACCAACUAUGCCCAGCUGAACACAUCUUUCCUGCUGCCGCCCAACGUGGAACCGGAGAAGCAGCACCAGCAACAGCAACAGCAUCAGGAGAGCACAACCAUCAAACAGGAAGCCACUUACCCGAACGACGCCUUUCCAGCAAGUCCCAUCCACGUGGAGACGAGCACGCACCGGAUCCCCAUCCUGUCGCUGUCCCAAAUUUAUGCACAGCAACAGCAGGACGAGGAUGAUGAGCAGCAACUGUUUACCAACGAACGACUAGACCAGCAGAGCCCGCAAGCGAAGCCAACUCAAGUGCCGUCCAAGCAGGAAACCAUUCCAAUUCCCAUCUCCAUACCCACUCCCAGCCCCGCUGUAGAGGCGCAGCCCCCAGCCACAACAGAGACUACAGAGGCAGCGUACACUGAAGCAGCCAUCACUGAGCUGCAGCAGUCCGAAGAGUUGAGCCAGGAGACCACGGCCAGCGAAGAGUCAACGACCAGCAGCAUUGGCGAGGGCUACACGGAGCGCACCGAAAGUGAAGAGCAAAUGCCCGAGAUGUUGACAAAUGGUUACAACGAGCAAAUUCAGAUGGAGACCAGCUCCAGCUCCAGCUCGAGCUCUAGCUCCAGCACCGGUCCGUCCGGCGAAGUCACAGAAUCCAUCUUCGCCACGGAAAAGACUGCAACGGAAGAGCCAUCAACGGACGCCACCACCACCGGCAGCAGCAGCCCUGUCACGGAAGCAGCCCUGUCAGAGGAGCAGACAACGGCGACAAAUGUUUACCUGGACUCAGAGGAUGCGGAGGAGCAAACAUCAACAUCGGAGCAGCAGCUGCAGACAGAGGAAGCACAAACAGCGGAACUGCCGGCCAGUGCAGAGGAGGACAGUGCCACCAACGCGGCCCAACUGUUGCCCCAAUAUACCGCACAGCCAGCGGAAGACCAAUCAGAGCAACAGCAGCAGGGUGAGGAGGAGCAGCAGGGGGAGGAGGAGCAGAAGGUGGUCACGGAAAUUCCCGGAGAUACGUCUGUGGUAUCAUCUGAGUCGGACAUGUCGCUCAGCUCCGAGCAGGUCACGGAAAGAAUCGAACUGAGCACAGUGAAGUCACAGCAACUGGACGACGAGUCAAUGGAGGAAAUAUCCGAUGAGCUGACAGCUACCAUUUCAGAGGAGCAGGAACAGGAGGCCUCACCAGAGACAGAGGCAGCGACAGGGACAGAGGCAGAGGCAGAGUCAGAGUCAGAGGCGGUGACAAGUGCACAGAAAUUGCAGCUUGACGACGAGGAUCCAUAUGUGAAGCUGGGCGAGACGACGGCCAGUGUGGUGAGGCCGCUGCCACAGCAGGACAAAAGUUCCGUAGAAGGAGACGCUGCGGAGCCGGAGGAAGACACCUACAGGGUGACUCUGCCCUUGGCCAGCUAUGGCAAUCCGCCGCCUGGAGAUCAGCCAGAUGAGGAGGAUGAGGAAGAUCAAGCGGGCUAUCAGAGCUCUACUAAAGCGUCCACUACGACCCUUGCUCCCACAACAGCCAGCACCACGAAGCGUUUAAAUACCUUGAAGCCGGUUUCCUACUACGUCCAGCCCUCACUCCUGACGGGCUACAACCAACUGGACAGCCAGCCACCAAAGGGCCUGCCCUACAAUGCCAACAAUGGGGGCCAGCCAUUACAGUCGCAGUCCCUAUCACAGUCGCAGCAACGACCGAUGCAGAGACCCGCCUCACUGACCAAUCUAAUGGCGAGCUCCACACAAGCAACCAGGCCGCCAGUGAAGCUGGAGCCGAGUCCCGAGUCAUCGCAGGGUCUGGAGGCAUCCACGGCGCACAUGGACGAGGACCUGCACUCCUUUGCGAAGCUCUGCAAUGAGCUGGCCUUCAGCUACUGGAAGGCCAUCACCUCGGAGAAGAUAAGCUCGGCGAGGAGUCUGGUCCUGUCGCCCUUCGCCCUGACCUCCAUGCUGUCGAUGGUGUUCCUGGGCGCACGCGGCAGCACCUCUGGCGAAAUGAACGAGAUCCUUAAGCUGGACGACAUGGUGACCUUCAAUCCGCAUCUGGUCUUCAAGAACAUAACCAGUUCGGUGGAGCAGGCGAUGGACAGCGAUAUAGCCACGGCCGCGUUUGUGCGGGAGAUCUUCAGCGAUCGCGCCAACGGCAAGAUCCUGCCCUUCUUCAAGGAGAAAACCCAGCAGCUGUACGCAGGCCAUGUGGAGGAGGUCAACUUCCAUGUGGUCAACGACAUUGUGAGACGGCGCACCAAUCUGCUCGUCAAGCGGCACACCAUGGGCAAGGUGCUGGAGUACCUGCGAACGAACAGCGUGUGGGUCAAUGGCCCUCUGGCCACCAUUUCGGCGAAUCUCUUCCAGACAGACUGCACCCACGGAUCGACGAGCGAGCGGGAUGGGGAGAUGUUCUUCCAGGUGCAUCCGACUGUGCGGCAGCGUCGCCUGGUGCCCAUCCCAGCGGUGCUGUAUCGGUCCGGCUUCACCGCUGGCUACGAGCCCCAGCUGGACGCCACCAUUGUGGCAUUCGGACGCAUCCAGGACACAGUGAGUACCAUCUACGUGAUGCCCGGUCACCAGAGCUCCAUAUCGCCCAUGGACAACCUGGACAGACUGGAGCGCAACCUGGUGGACAUGGCCUUUGGAGACACCCAGGCGUGGAGCAAGCUGCUCACCUCGCUGAUGGAUCGCCCUGGCAUGGAGGUGCAGCUGCCGCGCUUCUCGCACCGCUCCUUUGUGAAUGCUUCGCUGGGACUGCAGAAGAUGGGCCUCAAGGGUCUGUUCAAAUCGGACUUUGCCGAUCUGCGGGGACUGACUGGGGCCGGCAACAAGGACAUCUUCCUGUCCGACAUGAUACAGAUCAACACAUUCAGCACCUGCGGCGAGGAGAAGAUCUCCGAGCACCAUCACGUGGAGAUGUAUCCGGCCCCGCCGCUGCGCAAGCGAAACAAGGAUGUGGAGGCCAGCGAUGACGAUGCCUACGACUCCUCGGAGGCUGUGGUCGACUUUGGCUCGCUGGUGCAGGAGUCGGCUCUGGGACGCGGCUUCUACGACGAUCUGCUGGACCCGAAGUAUCUGGAGCUGCCGUUGCCGCUGCGUCCGCGCCAGGCGCGUGUUCCGGACGCGCCCCGGCUCCGCUUCGACAAGCCGUUCCUCUACUUCGUCCGCCACAAUCCGACGGGCAUGAUACUCUUCAUGGGCCGCUUCAAUCCGCGCCUGCUGCCAUGAGUGCACGCGCCGUUAAGUAAGCCAAAAUAGCGACUAUCAAUAUCAGUUUUCUUGUUGAAUCCGGGAAAGUGAGUUAGUGAAUUUAUAUUUUACUCGUAACUGCCUACUGAAAUGCCAACAAUUAGGCUAACAAUUAAUCAUUAAUGCCCCCCCUUGCUGUGCCUUAAUCCCGCGUCGUCUCCGAACCGAUCCGAUCCGAUCCGAUCCAACCCGAUACGAGAUUGAUGUGCAGCAAACGAUUGCGUUUGCCAUUCCCCCCACCCUCGAUUACUCAACAAAAUUGAUCAGAUAUCUUGAACUUACUUAAAUGCACUCUGCCCAAAUUCAUUUCCAGUUGCGGUCUAGGGUUAGAAUUUUAUCAUUUUAUCAUGCAUUCCGCGCAUAUUCGUAUUCUCUACCCACUGUACUCAUAUUUGAACAGCAAAAAAUACACUUUUUAUACCGAUGCUCGAUGCUCGCUCGGCAAUGCAAACGCAAAUGCAAUCAUGGAAUGCGUCAAUGUUUUGGCAACUGAACAAAUGUAAUUUAGUAAAAUAAACCGUACCAAUACGUAAACUAAAAGUUAUGUAUGCUAUUAUUUAAGCCUAAACGAAAAACUUUAAAUAAACAA